This is a messenger RNA of Puntigrus tetrazona (Sumatra barb), 2780 nucleotides long. Its product is annotated as mitogen-activated protein kinase kinase kinase kinase 5-like. Gene Ontology annotation, biological process: protein phosphorylation. The transcript has 32 exons. The record is from RefSeq and is a predicted model, not a curated record. Lineage: Eukaryota; Metazoa; Chordata; Actinopteri; Cypriniformes; Cyprinidae. Gene Ontology annotation, molecular function: MAP kinase kinase kinase kinase activity; ATP binding. Bases 138 to 2729 code for a protein of 863 amino acids.
AGAGGUUGUGCAUUCUAGAGUGUGAGUGAGUGUGUGGCAGUUUUUCUGCAGCAGUGAUCACACGCUAACACACACACACACACACACACACACACACACACACACAUGAUCUGCGCGCUGCUGUGUGUGUUUGUGUGAUGAUGGACGUUCUGGAGAUCUCCACACGGAACCCUCAGGAUGACUUUGAGAUUCUGCUGCGGGUCGGUGGAGGAACGUAUGGAGAAGUUUAUAAGGCUCGCAGUAAACAGAACGGGGAAUUGGCAGCCAUUAAAAUCAUCAAGAUGGAGCCGGAGGAUGAUUUCUCCGUCAUCCAGCAGGAGAUCGUGAUGGUGAAGAGCUGCAAGCACAGGAACAUCGUGGCCUACCACGGCAGCUACAUCAGGAUGAAUAAGCUGUGGAUCUGUAUGGAGUACUGUGGUGGAGGGUCUCUUCAGGACAUAUAUCAUGUGACCGGUCCUCUGUCCGAGCAGCAGAUCGCUUACGUCUGUCGAGAGAUGCUGCAGGGUCUAGAUUAUCUUCACGGACAGAAGAAGAUCCACAGAGACAUCAAGGGGGCAAAUAUUCUCCUGAAUGACCACGGAGAAGUCAAACUGGCUGACUUCGGCAUCUCGGCUCAGAUCACAGCCACGUUUGCCCGGCGCAUGUCCUUCAUCGGGACGCCGUACUGGAUGGCUCCGGAGGUGGCUGCGGUCGAGAUCAAGGGUGGAUAUAAUGAGCUGUGUGAUAUCUGGUCUGUGGGAAUCACUGCCAUCGAGCUCGCCGAGCUACAGCCGCCUCUGUUCGACGUCCAUCCUCUCAGAGUUUUAUUCCUGAUGUCGAAGAGCGGCUAUCAGCCUCCCAAACUCAGAGACAAAUCCAAAUGGUCCACCACGUUCUACAACUUUGUGAAGUCCAUGCUGGUCAGAAACCCAAAGAAGAGACCCAGCGCUAAAAAGAUGCUGACGCACUUGUUUGUGACGCAGCCAUCUUUAAGACAAGAAUUAACCCUCGAACUGCUGGACAAACUCAGACACCCUGAGAAGCUAAAAGAUUUACACAUGGAUGAUGAUGAUCUGGAGGUGAUUGUCCCAAAUUCGCUCAGAAGAAUACACUCAAUCAACAGACACAACCGGGCAGAGAGAACGAACUCAGACAUCAGCUUGGAACAGAUUUACACACAGAGACCCGUCGCUGGCAAACGAGAGACUCCAGAAGGAACGUUGCAGUCAUCAGGAGGGCAGUGGACGAGUCCUCCAAUCACGUCCAGGAGAAGGGAUGAGAGCGUGGACACCGAUGACGAUUACGACGACGUGGAAAUACCAGCGAGUAACACACUGCAGUACAGCGAUGAAGUUCCUCCUCCUCUUCCUCCCAAACCGAAGCAGCGCAGUAGUUCAGAGGAGAGUAUGGCAGCAGAAGAAGAUCACAGUAAAGUUCUGGGCAUCUGUGUCCAGCCACCUUUAUUCAGAACGUCCAGCGGAACACACACACGACCCAGACCUGUUCCACGACCACGAUCUGUCCGGAGCGUCAACUCAGAUCCGUCUGCGUUCUCCAGCUUCCACGCCGAUCCUUCAGUUCACCUUCAGCCUCCUGAACUUCCUCCAAAGAAGGACAGAAGACGGAGACAAGCUCCUCAGGAUCCGGUCGAGUGUGUGAGUCCAGUGGUCAAGAAACCGCCGAUUGUCUUCAGGAAGGUCUUUCACGGCUGUCCUCUGAAGCUGAGCUGCUCGAGCUCGUGGGAGCACCCCGUCACUAAAGAUCAACACCUGAUCUUCGGGGCGGACGAGGGCAUCUUCACACUAAACCUCAACGGUUCUGAGACCACCAUGGAGCUGCUGUUCCCGGGCAAGUGUGUGUGGCUCUACACCAUUGGGGGAGUGUUGAUGUCCGUCUCAGGGAAGUCGUCUCAGCUUCAUUCACACUCUCUGAAGGAGCUGUAUGAGCAGACACGCAGAGAGCAUCGCAUCGUCGCCCUGCCGACACACAGACUGCUGCCACGGAAGUUUGCGAUCAGCACGAAGAUUCCAGACACAAAAGGAUGCCGGACGUGUUCAGUGGCUCAUAACUCUCAGAACGGCUGUGUGUUCCUGUGCUGUGCUCUGGAGUCCAGCGUGGUUCUGCUGCAGUGGUACGAGCCCAUGAACAAGUUCAUGCUGAUCAAGCAAUUCGACUUCCCUCUGCCGACGCCGCUGAGAGUGUUUGAGAUGACGGUGGUUCCGGAUCAGGAAUAUCCUCAGGUUUAUAUCCGGGUGAGCAGAGGAUCCGGGCCGUCACACCCGGUUCAGCUCGACUACAUCGACCUGAACUCUAACACAUCGUGGUUCGCCGAUACUGGACUCGAGAACCGCUGCGCUGAGAGAGUUCAGUUGAAUCAGCUGGACGGAGAAACACUGCUGGUUUUGAUUGACAACUGUGUUCAUACGGUGACUCUGGACGGAUCGGCUAAAUGUCACAGACACCUGACGGACGUCAGCUUUAAGUUAGACAUUGAUGCUGUGGUGUAUCAUGACGAGACGCUGAUCGCCGUCUGGAAACACGGCUGGCAGAGGAGAGGUCAGGGGUCAUCAGAGAUCCUGCAGGAGAUCACUGACCACAAGAAGACCUUCCGGCUGCUGGGAACUGACAGAAUCGUUGUCAUGGAGAAGCGAGCGUCUGAUGACCAAUCAGGACUCUGUAAUCUGUACAUCCUGGAGACGGGGGACUCCGCCCCUAUUUCUCAAACACACACAGCUAACCUCUGUCAUUAAUUAAACUCAUCCUGGUGUUAAUAAAGACGUCAGCACAGGUGUGAGAACACA